Messenger RNA from Arthroderma uncinatum, 1434 nucleotides. RefSeq names its product F-box domain protein. The transcript has a single exon. The record is from RefSeq and is a predicted model, not a curated record. Lineage: Eukaryota; Fungi; Ascomycota; Eurotiomycetes; Onygenales; Arthrodermataceae. The coding region runs from base 1 to 1434 and encodes 477 amino acids.
AUGCUAUAUCCCCAGACACGAGAAUCGCGGCGUUUGGAAGCCGACGGUACCAUCGAAGGAACAUCAAAAGAUGAAAUUCGAAAGCUCUUUGACCGUGUUGCCUCGAGAUACUACCAUCUUCUCCGUGGCGAUCCACGGUCAGUUGAAAUUCACUCCUUACAGAUCCCGGAACUAUAUUACUCGCUACGAUAUGACAUAUUACACCGUACGGCCUUUGAUGCACAUCAGAGCCACCCAAUGGUGGACGUCUUCCAGCCAGAAAAUACCCUACCAUGGGCAUACGAUGAUGGAAUUUUAGUAUUUCAACCGGACAAGAAGCCGUAUCUGAUGUUUUCGGAUAUAGAGUCAGAAACUUCCCAUCCUAUACCGUUCUCUCUUCGCGGAAAGCCUAUUCGAAACAUCCGUAUCCAAUGCCGGAUCCUAUUGAUUGAAUGGAUCAAACUUGGACCAGGAGAUGAAGUAGGCCAUUUUGCUACAGCUUUCGAUAUAUUGGGCGACUCUUUCUCUGGUCGUAAACCAGUGUUCCUUGGGACAUGGUGUAUCGGGUCACCCUCAAGGAUGUGGUUAUCCCAAACGUGUUUCCACUCCUCGCAUAACCGGCACCAUUAUGUUCUAUACACGGGGGCCAGAAGUCAUGUGGAAUCAUAUACUUAUGGAGAUGAGACUCUGGAAGGAUUGAAGAUUUGGGAUAUCUCAAAUUUGAAAGCCCUAGACUCGCACCCAGAUUAUAUCGUGGAGCCAGAUAAUUGGGAAUCACCGGAUGACUCCUGGGACUUUAUAAAUGCUCCUAUGCGGUUCGAUCCUAGGGAAGACAGCUCUUAUAUCGUGCCUAAGCUUGUCACGGAAAUCAGCGUGCCAAUAUUACGGUUCUACGACUCGCUUCGGAUGAUUGCGCCUACACUACAGGGCCUCAGCAUCAAUAGCGAGGAAGGCAUCGUUGACAUCGUGGAAAACAUAUACCACAAUGAACUAUAUGAGGAUGAAGACGGGCCAUAUAAUCCCACCCCAAUAGUAACAAGCAUACCCUUCAUCGGCCAGGGACCAUGGUGGCGCCGUGAGGUACUAACCCAUGUCUUCCCAUAUCGCGGCCAUGACUCUUUAGAGUCGAGUCCGCUGAAAAUGCGCACAGUUCUUCCAUACCUUCAUGUAGCUGAAGUUACCGACGACAUUACAGGGGUUCGCUUUAGAUUGAGCAUGAAACCCCGGGAAAUAGGCAGUUCAGAGCCUCCGGAAUAUGUUGUGUAUAUCGAUCUACCUGGGCACGAGCCUGGUGACAACGAUAUAGAGAUAGAGGACGAUCUUGGGACAAUAGUUGGUCAAGGCUGCAAGAUACGCGGAGAUGAAAGGAUACUGAUUGGCGAAUACGGGAGUCAAGAGCUCUAUAUUCUUCGCUUUGAUCGACCGGAGGAGCCGUCGGUGGAGGUUGAAAAUUGA